Molecule: messenger RNA, 501 nt
Organism: Vanessa tameamea
Lineage: Eukaryota; Metazoa; Arthropoda; Insecta; Lepidoptera; Nymphalidae
Exons: 3
Coding region: 162-458 (98 amino acids)
Source: RefSeq, a predicted model, not a curated record
UUCACCGUAACCGCACAAUGUGAUAUUUUAAUUUUUAUUAUUUAUUUUUUUAAAUAUCUACAUACCUUUCGAAGAAGUGAAAAUUCGCCGCGACGGUAUGCUUCAGCCCAUGUAGAGUUGUUUCCUUGCAGAAGAUUGCAUAAACUUCAUAUACAUUCGAAAUGGCAACUUUAAUCGAUUGUAUUGUUGAGUUCUUGCGAGUCAGGCAGCUCAAUAUUGCGUUAGCGGCCCUAUUGACGCUAGCCUACUUUGUGUAUCAAUACCGGAAAACGAUUUUCAAACUAGAAGAGGACGAUGGCCUUCAACGCAGAUGUUCAAGCAGAAUGUCUAGAUCACGAUCCAAAUCUCGCUCAAGGUCAAGAACAAGAGCAGACUACAAACUGUCAGACAUGAAACGAAGAGGCAGGAAACCUACACGGCGCUGCCCAGACUGCAGCCUAUGUAACUUUGACGAAUAGUCUCGUCAAAGGCAACAAAAUAAUAUAAUUUAUAGAAACGAGU